Molecule: messenger RNA, 4725 nt
Organism: Durio zibethinus
Lineage: Eukaryota; Viridiplantae; Streptophyta; Magnoliopsida; Malvales; Malvaceae
Source: RefSeq, a predicted model, not a curated record
AUGAUUUCAAUUAUCAAAGUAAUUUUAUUAAAUUUUGUUUCUUCUUUUGGUACAGGGGUAUCCUAUGAUCUGUCUGAUAAAGAGCUUUUCUGCAUUGAAGAGCAAUAUGUGUUUGAUCGCAUGUACUCGUUGGCUCGAGGUUUUUCCAGCCUCUCCCCAUCUUGCAAGUUCAUUCUUGUGGAAAGUCUUCGGUCCAAUCUCAGUGUUCUCCUCCAAAAUGUGGAUUCACUGAUCCGUGUUUCUCAAGGUCAGGAUGAUGAUGAAACUCUGAUGCUUGAUCGUGUCACUUCAUAUCGUAAUGCUUUUAAAAUUUACACAUUCUUUCUCCUCCACGUUAUUUUGACCGAGGAGUCUAACACUGGUUCUAGUAACAAUCCAAAGGUGACAGCUAGUAGUCGUAAGAAGCAACCAUUAAACUCAUUGAAAUGGGAGUUACAGGGCCGGUUGCUUAACCUGAUUGCGAACUCACUAGAGAUAAACCUCGCGUUGCUCUUUGGAUCAGCUGACCCAGAUGAAAAUUAUCUAUCUUUUAUUGUAAAAAAUGUGUUUUCUCUGUUUGAGAGUGCCAUGCUUCUAAAGGACUCAGAAACAAAAGAUGCUCUAUGUCGCAUCAUUGGGGCUUGCGCCACAAAGAACCACUACACAGAGCAAUCAUCUGCUUCAAUCAUGCACCUAAUUCAUAAAUAUGACUUUGUUGUUACUCACAUGGCUGAUGCUGUUGCUUUGGCUGAGAAGAAGUACGCUGAUGGAACACUUGCAAGUUCCCUUAUCAGAGAGGUAGGGAGGACUAACCCCAAGUCCUAUUUGAAGGAUACAGCAGGGGCUGAAAAUGUUGGGCGCUUCCUGGUGGAGCCUGCUGAUCGACUACCAAAGUUAAUGUCGACUAACAUUGCUUUUGGUGGUGAAUCUUAUAAGAUAAGAAUUGCCCUUGUAGGUGUUUUGCGUAAACUAGUUGCAAAAGCAUUUAAUGAUGUUGAUGGUGAAAUGAGUUCUAAAUCUGUUCAUCUUCGGACCAAGCAAGCCGUGUUGGAAAUUUUGCUUGAGCGUUGUAGAGAUGUUUGGGCUUAUACAAGGAGCCGAGUUGUUCAAGUUUGGGCUGAGCUAUGUGAGGAGCAUUCUGUUUCAAUUGGUGUAUGGAAUAAGGUUGCAGCUGUUGCUGCUGGGAGAUUGGAAGAUAAGAGUGCCAUUGUUAGAAAAUCUGCAUUAAAUUUACUGAUCAUGAUGUUGCAGCAUAAUCCUUUUGGGCCACAACUCCGAAUAGCUUCAUUUGAAGCAAAUCUAGGGCAGUACAAGAAGAAGCUAAACGAGCUUGAACCAGAUAAAUUGUCUGAACGCAUGAAGGAUGGUGCUGAUGAGAGUGAGGUUGAUAAUGCAAAUGCUGAAGAGGUGGCCAACCACCAGCCUGAGAGUUUAACUGAUAGUUUACCCCAUAUGGAGCAAGAGAUUGCUAGUAAGGAUAGUUCUGUGCCAGAUGUUGGGAACUUGGAGCAGACUAAGGCCUUGGUUGCCUCUCUCGAGGCUGGUUUGAAGUUUUCUAAGUUUGUAUCUGCCACAAUGCCAACACUCCUUCAAUUGAUGGUUUCAUCUUCUGCUACAGACGUUGAGAACACAAUUCUCUUGCUGAUGAGAUGUAGACAAUUCCAAAUUGAUGGUGCAGAAGCCUGUCUCCGCCAGAUGUUGCCACUGGUAUUUUCUCAAGACAAAUCCAUAUAUGAAGCUGUAAAGAAUGCUUUUGUAACAAUUUAUAUUAGGGAAAAUCCAGUAGAGACUUCUAAAAAUCUUUUGAAUCUAGCCAUAGCUUCAAAUGUAGGGGAUCAAGCAGCCCUCGAGUUCAUUGUUGGUGCUUUAGUGUCUAAAGGUGAUAUAUCCAGUGGUGCGAUAUCAGCGUUAUGGGAUUUCUUUUGCUUCAAUGUUAAUGGAGCCACUGCCAAGCAAAGUCAUGGGGAUUUAGCUAUCCUCUGCAUGGCAGCAAAAUCAUCUACUGCAAUUCUUGGCUCUCACUUAAAAGACAUUAUUGACAUUGGGUUUGGUUGUUGGGCUAAAGUGGAACCUUUGCUAGCUAGGACAGCAUGCGUUGCUAUCCAGAGAUUGUCUGAAGUGGACAAGAAAAAGUUGUUAAUUAGUAAUGGCAGCCGCAUAUUUGGUGUUCUGGAAUGCUUAAUUAUAGGCUUUGGGCUUCCAGAUAAUAUAUGGUAUGCUGCAGCUGAUAAAGCAAUAGAUGCAAUAUACACAAUUCAUCCAACCCCAGAAACCUUAGCUGCUGAUCUUGUGAAAAAGUCCCUUGGUUCAGUUUUCGAUGGUAGCAGAGGAGAUACAUUACAUGACGACAUUGUCAGUGGUAACUUCACUGUACUUUCCACCGUUCAAGUAGCAAAGCUUAGCAGAUACUUAUUUCUCACAAGUCAUGUUGCCAUGAACCAACUGGUAUACAUUGAAUCUUGUGUUCGGAAGAUCCAGAAACAGAAAGGUAAUAAAGAAAAAAUGGACGCUGAAGGUACAGCAAAUGCUGAAAAACAAAAGGAUAAUAGCAUCAAUGCUGAACUAGGUCUUGCUGCUUCUGAGGAUGCAUUACUAGACACACUUGCUGAAAGAGCAGAGAAAGAAAUUGUUUCUGGUAGCUCCACUGAAAGGAGUUUGAUUGGAGAGUGUGCACCUUUCCUCUGUAAGCUCUGCAGAAAAUUUUCUUUGAUGCUGAAGUAUCCAGUACUACAGGCCUCUGCAAUGCUUGCCUUAUGUCGAUUUAUGAUUGUAGAUGCCAAUUAUUGUGAUGAAAAUCUCCAGCUUCUAUUCACUGUUGUGGAGAAUGCACCAUCAGAAAUUGUUCGUUCCAAUUGCACUAUUGCUCUAGGAGAUUUGGCAGACUUGCCGAAUCCGUUAGAACCAUGGACAGAGAACAUGUAUUCUCGUUUAAGGGAUCCUUCAGUUUCAGUUAGGAAGAAUGCUGUUCUGGUGCUUUCACAUCUCAUACUAAAUGACAUGAUGAAGGUAAAAGGUUACAUAAAUGAGAUGGCUGUACGAGUAGAAGAUCAUGAUGAGAGGAUCGCUAAUCUGGCUAAGCUCUUUUUCCAUGAAUUGUCAAAGAAAGGAAGCAAUCCGAUAUAUAAUUUACUCCCAGAUAUACUUGGCAAACUAUCAACCCAAGAUCUGCAGAGGGUCUGCAACAUCAUGCAGUUCUUAAUUGGUUCCAUCAAGAAGGACAAACAAAUGGAAUCACUUGUUGAAAAGCUCUGCAAUAGGUUUAGUGGAGUCACAGAUGUUAGACAAUGGGAGCAUAUUUCUUACUGUCUUUCUCAGUUGUCAUUCACUGAAAAGGGAAAUAAAAAGCUUAUAGAGUCAUUUAAGACUUAUGAACAUGCCCUAUGUGAGGAUUCUGUGAUGGAUCGUUUUAGAAACAUAAUUAACAAGGGCAAGAAGUUUGCAAAACCAGAAAUGAAAGUAUCCAUUGAGGAGUUUGAGGAAAAUAAGUUCCACAUGGAAAAGAAGGAGCAAGAGGUUACAGCAAGAAAUGCAGAAAUACAUUGACAGAAGGUUGGCAACAUAGAAGGUUUUGUUAUGCCCGUAAAUGAUGGAGAAGAAAGUGCAGAAUCUGACAUUUCGGAAGGUGUUAGAGACGGUGAGGUCAUUAAUACAGCCAUAGAAGGGUAAAUCGAGUCUUUGGAUGAAUCAUCAUCAUCACAAAUUGUUGAGUCAGAGGAAUCUUCCGGAGCUUCAAGUGAAGUGACUGAACAGGAAGAGAUUGAAAUUCAAUCACUGAGAAUUAAUAGGAAAGGUGUGCCCAGAUCCCGAGUUAAAAAAAAGCCAUGUGAAAGAUCUGAAGGGUGACUUGUCCGUGACCUUCCAGAGAAAUAUCUGGUUAAAGAAAAAGAGUUUUGGAUAUGGUUGCAUACCAUACCAACCAUAUCUAAAUGUCAUGGAUUCAGCUGAAGUGCAAGAUAUGGAUGAUGAAUGGUGGAAUUGGGGCAGAAAUGCUUGCACCAUUUUGAGACAAGAUGCUUUCGCAUUUGAUAGUGUUCGUUACUGAUGGUAUCAUUGAUGCCAUGGCUUCUUUGGUCCUCCUGUUUUGGGUGGUUGGUUUACUUGAAUUUAAAAUUUGUGGAGGGACAACUUAUGAGCACUGUCUAAUGGACGGUGUAAGAAAUCAAGGAUGCAAGGCAUUUGUCUUUUUCUUGUUUAUGUAGGAGGAAGGGUCUUCAGGUGAUUCAAAGAAUAUGGAACUUGUCCAAUGAGAUAGCUAGCCAACUGAGGUGUGAUCCUGUUCCUAUGGGUGUGACAAGGUUAUUACAUCUAACGUCAAGAAUAAGGGUCUUCAAUUUGUUACACUUGAUCACUAGGUCAAGGAAUACCUUUUUUUUUUUAAAUUUUCUGGGUAGCUAUAGUUUCUGCAUCAAAGUUUAAGGAAAUAUUCGACAGUUCAUAAUGAUUAUGCAGGUAGAAGAAUGAAAUUAAUCAGUUCAACACGUUUGGGUCAUUACUUACUGAAUGGGAGAAAGCCGGAAGUUCUUUAUGUACUCAAAAGUAGGCAGCGGUGUUGGAAUACACGGUUUGGCAUGGACCACCCAUCUUUUAAAACAAAAGGGUAGCGUUAUUCUUUUGAAAUGGUUUCACUGCCGUAUAUAAUAUAUUUAGUUUGUCCUGUGAGCAAUGAAAAUGCACACGCCAUGAUAUUGUGUUUCAAUUUUUUGCAUUUUCAUUGUGCACUCGUUUUAAAUACAUCUGUUACCGUUC